This is a messenger RNA of Dreissena polymorpha, 681 nucleotides long. Its product is annotated as serine-enriched protein-like. The coding region runs from base 1 to 681 and encodes 226 amino acids. NCBI's taxonomy places the organism in Eukaryota, Metazoa, Mollusca, Bivalvia, Myida, Dreissenidae. The transcript has 4 exons. The record is from RefSeq and is a predicted model, not a curated record. Gene Ontology annotation, molecular function: protein binding.
AUGGAGGGAUACAUUGAGUUUGAUACAGAGCCAUUGUUGAGCAAGAUCGACAACUCUGACUGUGAUGACUUCUGUAACCCAGGGUUUGACGAUUCCUCCUCCGGAUAUGAUUCCACAGAUUUCUCCGACGCCGAAACAGACUCCUCGAGUAUCACAAGUAUGAGAACCGGAUAUAGAGCAGCAAGUGGGCGUAGUAACACACUUCUUGCUAAUGAGGGUUACCAGCAGGUGCGCGCACGUGUCAGCUGCACGAGCACAUUGUGUGAGAGUCUCGCUAUGAUUUCGAGCAUGCCAGAGAUGUGUGACGUCAUAUUUAAAGUCGGACCGGAAGAAGUUCCUGUGUACGGUGUGAGGGCUAUCCUAGGCAUUCGCAGCAAACUGAUGUAUCAACUUAUCUUCAACAAUCUCAACAAUCCAGAAUCCCGACUUUCUAAAUCGGGAGGUCCCGUCAUUAUCCCCGUGAGAAAGUACGACCCAGAAGUAUUCCGAAUGCUGGUUCAGUUCAUUCAGUCCGGGACUGCAACUAUCAAUGACGUCACCGCAACUGGUCUCUUAUGCGGAGCCCAUCAAUUCGAACUGCGGGAUCUACAAAAAGCCUGCUGGAAAUACAUCGAGGCUCGUCUUACAUCCGGAUACGAAGCAGAUAUUCUCGCGGGAACCAGAGCAUUUACGCAAUACUGA